Candida dubliniensis CD36 is the source of this 807-nucleotide messenger RNA. Its product is annotated as transcription initiation factor IIA large subunit. NCBI's taxonomy places the organism in Eukaryota, Fungi, Ascomycota, Pichiomycetes, Serinales, Debaryomycetaceae. Bases 1 to 807 code for a protein of 268 amino acids. Gene Ontology annotation, biological process: transcription initiation at RNA polymerase II promoter; transcription by RNA polymerase II. The record is from RefSeq and is a predicted model, not a curated record. Gene Ontology annotation, cellular component: transcription factor TFIIA complex. The transcript has a single exon.
AUGUCUAACAUUGAAACAAGCAAAUUAUACGAAAGUGUCAUUGAAGAUGUUAUAAAUGAUUCAAGGCAAGAUUUUGAGAAUAAUGGUAUUGAUGAAAGUACAUUACAAGAGUUAAGAAGAAUAUGGUGUGAGAAAUUAACACAAUCCGGGGUUGCAAAAUUUUCAUGGGAUGAGGAUGAAGAAGAAGAAGAAGAAGAAGCAGAUGUAGAUGUUGAAGUUGGACAAGCAGCACAACAACCAGAACAACAAACUGAAAGUAAUGAUGCAGGAACAAGUGACAGUGGAGCAACUGCAAGUGGUACAUCUGCAGUCAAUACUUCUGCUACAGUUGAAACUAAUGUCAAAAAAGAAACCACUAGUGGUAAUGAUUUGGAAGUACCUGAUGCUCAAUUAUCUUAUAACACAACUGACAAUUUAGGAAUAGAAAUACCAUCGAUACUGCGAGAGAAAGCUGCUGAUGGUGAUGAUCAUGGAUUAAUAGUUCCUAAAAUCGAACAAGCUGAUGGGGCAGUUUUUUUUGAAACCAAGAAAUCCAAUAAACAAUUACGUCAAGUUGAUGGUGAAUCUGAAUUUGAAGAAUUUGAAUCUGAUGGUGAUUUAUCUGAUGAUAUUAAUUCUGAACUUGAUUCUGAAUCUGAUAAAGAAGAAGAUGAGGAAGAUGAAGAAGAAACCAAUUUUGCUCUUUGUCUUUUUGAUAAAGUUCAAAGAAUUAAAAACAAAUGGAAGAGCACUUUAGUUGCUGGGAUUGCUAACAUUAAUGGUAAAGAUUAUGUUUUCCAUAAAGCCAAUGGUGAAUCAGAAUGGUGA